AAAUCAGCCAAGCUGGACGCCACAGUUUCGUCCCACACUGCUUCUGCCUCAGCCCUGCCCCCCUCAGCCAGCCCUCAGAACCCACUGCCUCAAAGACAGCAUUCACAACAUCUACCACCCAUCACCCCUGACAACGACGAGGACCAGUAUGUAAGCGAGGAUGCAGCCAAUCAGAUCAAUUCACUUCAAUACAAAGAUGCUGGAACUAUUACAGAUGUGUGUAACAGCACUGAUCUUCCAGAGGUGGAAAUCAUCAGUUUGCUGGAGGAGCAGCUCCCUCACUAUCAGCUGAGAGCGGACACCAUAUACGGCUAUGACCACGACGACUGGCUACACACGCCCCUCAUCUCCCCCGACACUACUAUUGACCUGACCACUGAGCAGAUUGAGGAGACCCUCAAAUACUUCCUGCUGUGUGCUGAAAGAGUGGGCCAGAUGACUAAGACAUACAAUGAUAUAGAUGCUGUUACACGUUUGCUUGAAGAGAAAGAGCGAGAUUUGGAGUUGGCAGCACGUAUAGGUCAGUCCCUGCUGAAGAAAAAUAAAACGCUGAGUGAGAGAAAUGAGUUUCUGGAGGAGCAAGUGGAGCAUAUACGAGAGGAGGUGUCUCAGCUGCGUCAUGAGCUCUCUAUGAAGGAUGAGCUGCUCCAGUUCUACACUAGUGCUGCUGAGGAGAGCGAAGGGGAGUCUGCCACCUCUACCCCAGUCCACCGGAAUGACUCCUCACUGUCUGUGCCAAAUUAUUUCCCUCUGGACUCCCUGCAGAAAAAGCUCAAGGACCUGGAGGAGGAAAACAUCGUGCUGCGCUCUGAGGCUUGCCACUUGGAGACAGAGACCAUCUCCUAUGAAGAGAAGGAGCAGCAGCUGGUUAAUGACUGUGUGAAAGAGCUCAGAGAUGCUAACCUGCAGCUUUCCUCCCUUGCUGAGGAGCUGGCAAAGAAAACAGAAGAUGCCUCCAGGCAGCAGGAGGAGAUCACACACCUGCUCUCUCAGAUUGUGGACCUACAGAAAAAAGCCAAAUCUUAUGCAGUUGAGAAUGAAGAGCUCACUCAACACCUGGGAGCUGCUAAAGAUGCCCAGAGACAACUCACGGCAGAGCUGCGAGAGUUGGAGGAUAAGUAUGCAGAGUGUAUGGAGAUGCUGCACGAGGCUCAGGAGGAGCUGAAGAACUUCAGGAAUAAGACGAUGCCGCUGAGCACACCACGCCGUUUUCACUCACUGGGCCUCUUCCCAUUGGACUCCUUAGCUGCUGAAAUUGAAGGGACAAUGCGGAAAGAGAUUCAGAUGUCAGACCCAGAAGUGGAAGAGCAAAGGCUUCAUCCAAAGCGAGUGUUCCAGACAGUGAAGAACAUUAAUCAGACAGUUCGUCAGCGCUCCCCAAUGAACAUCCCUGGGUCCAAUCAGACAUCAUGUGUGAACUCUAGGCGUUCCAGCUGUCUGAGCACACCCAGGUCCAGUGUGUACGGGGGAGAGGGGGUCAUAAUGGACAAUCGUACCAACAGCUUGUUGUUUGAGAACCACUCUCCACCUGACAGUUUGGACGACUCAAACAAGAAGGCUGGCAUUCCAGGCACGCCUGGUUCUCAUGACCUGGAGGCGGCGCUGCGGCGGCUUUCUCUGCGCAGAGAUAACUACCUAAGCGAGCGGCGCUUCUUCGAGGAGGAGAGAGAGCGCAAGCUGAACGCUCUUGCUGAGGAGGAGAAGAGUGAAGUGUAUGAAGAGAGGGAGCAGGGCAGUGGCAGUGACGGAGGAGGCUCGCUGACCCCUGCAGACAGCAUCAUGUCCCUGGGCACGCUGCACUCGGUCUAUUCGGUCUACAGCAGCCGCUCCUACCUGCCUGAGAAGCUGCAGAUAGUCAAGCCUCUGGAAGGCUCAGCCACCCUGCACGCAUGGCAGCAGCUGGCCCAGCCCAACUUGGGCGGCAUUUUGGACGCUCGGCCAGGCGUAGUGACCAAGGGCUUCAGACCGCUGCAGCUGGACCUGGAGGAGGUGUACACGUUCACAGAUUUGGAGGAGGACGAGCCGGCUGAGCAUCAGCACUCUCACCCCACUCUCUCUACCUCAGGUCUGGGCUCUUUGCCCUGCUCCCCCAGUAUAAACCUGAAUGGCCAGGAGGAGCAUGACGGGGCGGAUCGAGGAGAGACGGGGAUCUCUGGGGUAGAGAUGGAGCUGCAGAAGGCCACAGAGAACGAGCAGCCACCAUCCGUGCAUUUCCCUGGCAAAUGUAUGUCUCACACUAACUCCACCUACACCUUCACCACCUGCCGGAUACUCCACCCCUCAGACGAGCUGACCAGUGUCACACCCAGUCUGAUGUCAGCAGCUCCCUCGUUGGUGUCCUGUGUUAUGUCCAGCAGUAGCAUGCGCUCCACUCCGGUCUCCACCCCUUGCACUCCGCGCCGCCUCAGCCUGGCUGAGAGCUUCACCAACCUGCGCGACCACACCAAGACUACUAGCACCUCUCUGGGCCUGGUGCGCCUCCUGCAGGAGCGGGGCAUCUCCUCAGCCGUCUACAACCCCCUCAGUUGGGACCGGGCCCAGACUGCUGCUGUCCCGGAGUCCACGUCCUGCUCUGGUACAGCCAGCUCCUUCACUCAGGGCCCAGAAACACUGCCCUCCACCCCUCCCAACUCCCCCACCAAAUCCAAACCCAACAGCCCUGUGCUGCCCCUGGACUUCAGCCCCUCAGACCCACCCUACGAGAACUUCCUAGCCUCGCGGCCGGCCAGUUCCAUCCUGAAGGAAAUGCGUGGAGCGAAGGCCCAAUCGGACUCACAGUGUCAGACUGAGGUAAGUGUGCAGAACCUUCGCCUGGUAGACAAGGUGAAGCGGUUCAGCCUUGGUCCCAGGGCAGUGACCCCGGGGCCUGUGCUGGGACUGGGUGGACCACCUUUUGGCACCCAUCCUGGGGUUACCAGCCCUAUAGGAGGACUGCCACUGCCAGGAAUGCGAAGAAACCGAAGUUACCCAGUCAUGGUAGGGGCCAGCAUGGCAAUGAAGGGUCCAGGGCCUCCAACGGACAACUUACUCUUGGCCCCUAAACCUUCCAGAAAAACUAGCCUCAAUGAGGAGUGAAUGUUGCCUUUCUUUCUCUUGUUCUCCCGUUCUCUCGGUUGCGAUCCCUCUGUGUACAAAAUACAUGAUUCAAGUACAUUACUUUACUCCUUUGACAGAUCGACUGUGCCUGUAAAAGAGAUUUGUAUAGAUUAUUUUGUAUAGCAGAGUUGUCUGUAUUACCAUUGUUUUGUUUGUUUUGUAUUGUUUUUUUUGUCAUAUGUAAGGUACAGUUCAUCUAGAUGAAUGCAAUGGGGUAUCAACCCCCCCCCCCCCACAAAAAAAGUGGUUUACUGAAAAUCAUAUUUGCAUUUUUUCCCCCCUUAAACCAAGCUAAGAUCCUUCUUUUUACAAUUGUUUUUUACAAGUGUUUUUCUUUAGUUUUGCACUGGAGCUAUGUGGCUAAUGUUGCUAACAAGCAAUGAAAGUCCAUUGUCACCCACAAAAACUAAACUAAAUUCUAAAGAAGCGAAUCUUGGACACUGAUUGCUGUGGCUUGUGUCUUGGCUGAUCAGCUACACUCCCAGAACAAGGGUACUUUCUUCUAUAAGACUGAUUAUUAAGGAUUAUUUGACUGAUUCUUUAAAUGAUGAUGAGUAGUGGUAGUAUAACCUUCUGAUGCUCUGUAAUUCAUUUGAUGCUGUAUAUUAAGCCAUUUUAAAAGGUUCUGUAUAGAACCACCUCCAAAAGACCACCAAUGAGAAAAACUCUUUAGCCAUUCAACUAAAUCAAAGGGCUUUUAUUGGACUGUUUACUCUAGUGAAGUAAAGCUUUUUUUUUAAUAGUCUAUUUUUGAAGAAAUUGGGGAAAUUGUGUAAAUGUAAUUUUUAGUUAAUUAUUUAAAUAGAUCCCCUUACCUUUCACAUUUCCAUCUUAUUCAGUUCAUCCGUCGUUCUUGAUGGCCUUCCUGAGAUUUCUCAGGUGCUGAAACUGUGCAGGACUGCGGACCCCCAAUAACAAGAGUAAGAAAUACUGUCCUGUUGUAUGAAAUUAUGUUUUUGCACUUGAGGGCUGCAAGAAAAUGUAGCAAAUUAGCUAAGAGGGAAUCCUAAAUGCCCAUUUUCUGGGGAAACUCAGCUGUAAGCACUUUUUGAUUUUGAAGAACUGUACUAUUAGACCAUAUCUGUGUAUUCCGAUGUGCAAGCAAUCUGGUCUUCCUGAGCCCAGAGCACUGUGUGCUUAGAUCCUGGUUGUCAUCUUUUUCAGAGCUGUUGACUGAAGCACUCUCAACAUUUACGUUUAUGCUAAUGCUAACUUUAACAAUGAAGGACAAUGGAGCUGCGCUAAUGCAGAGUUUUCUCAGUUAGUUUUUGAUGCCCAAACGAAUUGUCCUUAACCAAGCAGUUUGAAUAAACCAGGCUAAUAUACUUUAUUCUGUGUUAUGGCUUAUGCAAUCCUUGAGUGCUACUAAGGUGUAAAAUGGUGCUUAUUACAAUGUAAUAAACAUGAAUCUGGCCCUUAAUAGAGGGUUUUGUUACGAAAUUUGUACGUACUAGCACAACAGAUGGAGCUCACUGUACUGUAAGUCCUCCCUCAGUCCAAAGUUCUGAUACAUAGCUUAGUGUAAUGAAUUGGAGAAUGAGAGAGGUUAAUAUGACUGAUGUGUGGAAGAAUGUAGUGUUAGGAUGUGGUAUAAACUCUGAAAAUGAAUAUUACAGACUGAUUGAUUUAUUGCGCUUUGUUAAUAGACCAAUGUUAUUUAUAAGUGUAUGCGUGCAUAUGUGUGUAAAGUUGAAUAACGAUGCAUUUAAAAAACGAAUACAUGCAAACUGGGUAUGAAAUACCUGAGUAAAGCAGAAAAUCGAUCAUGUUUUAAGGCAGUUUCCAAUUCUCCCAACACAAGCAACAAAACUGCAGAGACUUUUAAAAGCUCUGGCUCAUUUUAUGCAUAUUUAAGUUGUAAAGUGUAAAGUAUUUUUGGUGGAGAUUAUUUUAAACUCUCUGAAGACUGAACUGUAAGCUUUAAAUGAAUUAUGGUAACUGUGAGUUAGUGGUAUGAAUAUCAGAGAAUAUCAUGGUGCCUGAUGUUAACGAUCCAUUAUUUAAUCCUGUUCUGACUGACUUCCGUUCUGUUGAGUUUGCCUGCCUCAGUAUACACUGGAGUUAGCACUGCAGCUAUGGGCUUGAGUUGACUCUACUGAAAGCAUUUUAAACAAGCUGGAAAUUACUGUAUCGGUUACAAUAUUUGAAGGGUAUUCAAGAGUAGAUGGUGAUAUCCAGAAAGCACAUGGAGCCAUAACUGUGUUUAAAGAUGCCUGUAUUUAUAAUUCUGUUUUUUAGUUAAAGCAAAAGAGGGUUGUCUGUUGAAGAUCUGUGUAUGUGUGCACUUAUCAUGACUUGAACAUGUUCUUAUUGAAUGUAUUGCAGAACCACAUAGGUGUCCUGACUGUACCUGACUGUAUGUUCGUUUCAUUUAUGAAAUUCGUUUUUAUUUCCUCAGUUCACAAAAGGGAAGUUUUGCCACUUGUAUACUGUAAAUGGCGACUGUGCGAACACUGCUAACUUUUUAUACAAAAGGACACAAAUUGGUGAAUUAAAAUCAGAACUUUACUUGUGGUAAAAGCCAGGUCAAAAAACAAAGUGGACUUAUGCAUUCAGGAACUUUAGAUGCUCUUACUGGCAAAAACAUAUGUCAAUAAACCAGUUGAUUCAAA
Astyanax mexicanus (Mexican tetra) is the source of this 5708-nucleotide messenger RNA. RefSeq names its product trafficking protein, kinesin binding 1a (gene trak1a). NCBI's taxonomy places the organism in Eukaryota, Metazoa, Chordata, Actinopteri, Characiformes, Acestrorhamphidae. The coding region runs from base 436 to 3075 and encodes 879 amino acids. Gene Ontology annotation, cellular component: dendrite. The record is from RefSeq and is a predicted model, not a curated record. Gene Ontology annotation, biological process: endosome to lysosome transport; neurogenesis; anterograde axonal transport of mitochondrion. Gene Ontology annotation, molecular function: GABA receptor binding. The transcript has 16 exons.